Endocarpon pusillum Z07020 is the source of this 3057-nucleotide messenger RNA. RefSeq lists its product as uncharacterized. Gene Ontology annotation, molecular function: protein binding. Bases 1 to 3057 code for a protein of 1018 amino acids. The transcript is spliced from 2 exons. NCBI's taxonomy places the organism in Eukaryota, Fungi, Ascomycota, Eurotiomycetes, Verrucariales, Verrucariaceae. The record is from RefSeq and is a predicted model, not a curated record.
AUGGAUCAACCCAAUGGUGGUGCAUCAGAUGGUUGUUCACUCCAUGAGACUCCUAUCCUGCUAAAGACAAAUGACUUCCCGAUUGAACUGAAGAAGGCCACGAUCUACAAAUACACAAUCAAGUUCUCUACCGAAAGCAUCUCCGCCGCGGACAAGAAGUUUCUCGCCAGCAGAUUCAUGGGGAAGCUUCAGAUCAAAUGCAAGACCAAGUGCUUCGUAUACGGCAGUCACUUUUCGGUGUUUUCUCCAAGUCCAGAAUCCGAGCUAGUUGAAAACGCCCUUCAGGCGGUCUUCUUUCAUGAGAAGGAGAGAGAACGGGAGGCUACUUAUCUACCAGAGUCCUUACGAAGCAUGAAAGCUCUCGGCAGGUUCCUAACUGAUGUUGUCGUUAGGCGCACGAAUCAGACUAUCAAAACUGCUACGAUAUCCCCCGUGGACGACGAUGGCCUGAGGAUUUGCACUGUCUACGCAGACAUGGUCAAAAUUGAUUUAGAAUCUUUCCAAAGCAGACUCGAGGUCUCAGAAGCGGAUGAGCUUAUCCUUGGGAAACGUCGCGAAAUCUUGACCGCUCUCGAUGAAGUUUUUCUGCGCGAAGCUCAUGACACGAGCUCCGUUCAGGUAAACGGCCACAGGAUCUUUGACAUUGCUGGGGAGGCAAUCGCAGUUGGUAAAGGGGUUGAACUGCGAAGAGGCAUCGUCGCGGACACCUGCAUAGUCAAUAAGUCUGUGGUGCGGCGGGUCACGCCCUGCACGGGAUUCUUUCUCAGGAGCAUAAAUCUUGCCGAGCUUUUGCAAGCUUUUGGGCCCCUUACCGUGGACGAGGUCAGCCGGUUACUCAGAGGUAUCAGCAUCAAGAAGACCCACGGCAAGCAAGAAGUCAUGCAACUACUUGACGUGAUGGCUGGCAAUCCUGAUCAGGAAACAUUCUACUGGAAUAAUGGCAAGACCACGACAGUCUCCCACUAUAUGGAGAAAGUCUAUCGUUCAGCACCAAAGGUCAAGGAGUGCAAGGAGUAUGCAAAGCAGAACUGUGUCCUUGUUGGAUCGUCACGACAUCAGGAAGUCCUUCCAACAACCAUGUGCUCAGUUCUACCUGGUCAGUAUUUUUCUCUCCCAGCCGGAACUUAUUUUGGCACUGCUCAAAAUGGUUGGCCGGAGAAGUUGACAGAGCAUGCCCGCAAAUGUUUCUCCAGAAUGGACGGCGACUUCACAAAGCUGCUGAAGUGCUCAAUGAGUCCAACGACCGCCAAACAAUUCAACUUGAGUACUCCUGGCUUUGGCGAACAUUCUGCCUUCAGAGCUAAGCGUUCUGAUCUUGAGGAGCGCAGCGUGGAAGGCAAAUUGCUCACAAAGCACAUCGCGGUGAACAAAGAAAACUUGGAUCUCGAGCGACCUAUUCUUAUUCUUAUUUUUGCCUCAUCAGACCAUGAGAAUCUGAAAACUCGUUUCACCAAAGCCUUUACCGAGCACGCUACGUUCAAAAAAGGUAGUGUUGUUUCGGUCCAAACUAUUCACCUGUACGACGACAGCACUGCUAGCCAAUUUAUCUCGAAUGCCCGAAAAGAAUUGGCUAACUUGAACCCUGACGCUGAUAACUUCAAACCGGCCAUCAUUGGCUUUUUCAGAAAGCCUCUGAGCCUAGGAAAGCUUGGAAUCGAUGAACAAGAGCGGCUCGAGUCAGAGGACCUUUGUCGCACUUACAAUGCUACUAAGCUCUUCUGCCACAGGAAGGGGUAUCACUUUGCAGGGACAUUCUUUCGCCACAUUGUCAAGUCAGGGGAUGACCGCAGAAUGAAAACGUUGUUGGUAAGCAGAUUGAAGACUCAGAGCGCAAGUGUAGCCGUCUCGAAGCCCGUACUUUCGAGCGUGGAUGGACCAUGCAAAACUCUUCUGCUGGGCAUCCAUGUAUCUCAGCUGCAUUCCUUCGCCUCACAAGACGGCGACUCGGAUGACAGUGCACCUCGAGCCUGUAAAGAAAAGCCAUGUUGCUGGUACAUCGUCAGCAUCACGGCGAAGUGGUCAGGAUCAGAUUCCUUCCACAAAGCACGCACAUUCUUGGUGAGGAGCUGCGAUCUGUCAACGGGAUCCUUUUCGGUCGCUCCUGCGUUCGAUUCAGUAAAGAAGGCUAUCCUCGAGCUUGUUGACGGCAAGUCUUUGACAGGAUCUAAAAUCAUCGUCCUCCGGGCUGGGGUGCCAGCAGAAAGACAAAUGCCAAAAGAAGACGCGCAACUGAGGGCUGCCGAAUCGAAGAGCGUGGCAGAAAAACAUGCUACGAAAGCAAAGCCCAUGCUAGAAUGCCUAUUCACUUCCCCUGGUGGGGAGAAAGGCCCCAAAUCUGAAGAUGGGAAGGAGCUGACUGACCCAGAGAGCCCAACCGCAAGGAACAAUCAGAAAAUAAUGGAUUCCAACAGAGGUAAACCCGCUGCGAACGUGUCCAAGCCCCUUGCACACCGCGGUCGUGGAGUUGGUGCAAAUGAGAUCAUGGAGAACGCAAUGAACUCCUGGAGCUCUAACCUUUCCGGCGAAGAAGGUUCGGCACCAACUGAAGGAUUGUCCAAUACCGAGCUGCUAUGUUUUAAAGAAUGGGCGAAGGCUGAAUAUGCUAGUCUUGCAUACGUGAUGGUAGGUACUAGUACUCCAGCGCGCCUCUUUGAGCCGAAUGGGAUGCCAUUGUGCGAGAGGAAAUAUUCCACCAUUUUGUCGAAGGAUUCUCAUUGUACAAACCUCAAAGCCGUGUCAACUGUUCUAGCAACACCGUCCGCUGAUUCCUGGAUGCUUCAGAAGGUACUCCCGGAGAAGGCUGGCCCAAGUACACCGCUUCCGCUCGAGAUCCUGUGGAUAGAUCAGGACAUCGUCAAUGACGGCUCCCUCCUCAGCUCACUCUCGCAGGCUUCGUGGGACUUUCCCGAGGGCACGUGGAGCUCCAAGAACUUGUCCUGUAUUUCCUUGGCUAAAAAGGCAAAUCGACAUGCAAGACGAGUCAUCCGUUUCGUCGACGGAGAGCCAGUCUUACCUGAGGUGAACGAGUAUCUCAAAGAUAGUCUCUACUUCAUCUGA